Helianthus annuus (common sunflower) is the source of this 1016-nucleotide messenger RNA. RefSeq names its product hyoscyamine 6-dioxygenase-like. The record is from RefSeq and is a predicted model, not a curated record. The transcript is spliced from 4 exons. NCBI's taxonomy places the organism in Eukaryota, Viridiplantae, Streptophyta, Magnoliopsida, Asterales, Asteraceae. Bases 16 to 1011 code for a protein of 331 amino acids.
ACACUUUUGAUUGCUAUGGAGAUGAAGGAAGACAAAGAUGCAAGGUGGUUUGAACUCGAAUGUAUACCUAAGGAUUACAUACCAUUAGAAGAAAAUAGACCACAAAAUCUUGAUAGUCCUGUUUGUGAUUCGAUUCCUGUCAUAGAUCUUGCGAAACCAAAUGGAACCGUUGAAGAAAUCUUGAAGGGUUCUCAAGAAUUCGGUUUUUUUCAGGUGAUAAAUCAUGGAAUCCCAGAAAAGAUAUUGAUUGAUGCAUUGAAUGUUCUUAAGGAAUUCUUUUACAUGCAAGGCAAAGAUGCACCAACCGGAACCAUUCCAGAUAAAAAAGGUUAUAUUUACAAUCGUAGCGAUUUCGCAAGAGAUGGCACACAUUUAUGGAGGGAAAAUCUUAAGCAUCCUUGUCAUCCAUUGGAGAAAUGCACUCAUCUAUGGCCAGAUACACCGACUCGUUAUCAGGAGGUAAUCGCAGCGUAUUUAGUAGAAAUACAAAAAUUGAGUUCAAGGAUUUUAGAGAUGAUUGGAGAAGGAUUAGGACUUGAACAAGGGUACUUUAAAAAUACAAGUGAAGUCCAAUUAUUGUCAUCUAAUUUCUACCCACCCUGCGUGGACCCGAGUUUAACUUUGGGAAUAUCACCACACUUUGAUACGAGUCUUAUAAGCGUCGUUUAUCAAGGGGGUUCAACUGGUCUUCAGUUUAUUAAGGAUGGUGAAUGGAUCAAUGUUGGAGCUAGUCCUAAUGCCUUUGUUGUUAACAUUGGUAACCAACUUGAGAUAAUUAGCAAUAGGAAGUUGAAAAGUGUUCGACAUCGGGUUGUGACUAGUACACAUGCGACAAGACUAAGCAUUGCAACCUUUGUGAACCCGUCUCUCGAUUGCAUCGUUGAACCAGCAAAAGUCUUGGUGAACGAAUUGGAACCAUCGCUUUAUGUAGGUAGUCAAUAUAAAGAUUAUGUUCAAUGCACCAACGCGUUUGGUGCCUACACUGCUGCCAUCCUGAAUGCUAUGCAAUAAGGGAG